This is a messenger RNA of Helobdella robusta, 1248 nucleotides long. RefSeq lists its product as hypothetical. Gene Ontology annotation, molecular function: RNA polymerase II cis-regulatory region sequence-specific DNA binding; DNA-binding transcription factor activity, RNA polymerase II-specific. Bases 1 to 1248 code for a protein of 415 amino acids. Lineage: Eukaryota; Metazoa; Annelida; Clitellata; Rhynchobdellida; Glossiphoniidae. The record is from RefSeq and is a predicted model, not a curated record. Gene Ontology annotation, biological process: regulation of transcription by RNA polymerase II. Gene Ontology annotation, cellular component: nucleus. The transcript has a single exon.
AUGACGAGAGAAAAUGUUAGGAACGACUGUCUUUCAGAACGGAACUUUCCAAUUGAGCUUUCAAAACGUUCUAAAAGUCUUACUACAGAUGCUAAUAAAUGUACAAACGUUCUGAAUUUGCGCACCGAUGAAAAAAAUGAAAAAAGUGAAAAUCUAAACCAGAUGACAUUCAGGAUUCCGGAGAUCAAAAAACCUCUGAACGCCUUCAUGCUCCACAAGAAAGACGAAUCAGUUCAGCAUCGUAAGAUUUUCGUAAAUAUAUUGGAAAUGAACGCUGAACUAGGUGAGAAAUUGAGAAAUGAAUCACAACAUGUUAAUGAUCGUUACUUUAAAGAAUAUUAUCGUAAUUUUUCAAAUAAUCCGACGGUUCCAGCAAAAUGCGCAAAUCAACCUAAGAAAGCAUCCAGUUUGCAAAUUAAUGGGUGUCUAAUUCCUUCUGAAAAGAUACUAGACAUUGAUGUUACAAAUUUCAAACCAUCUGCACACAUUCCAAAUGUACGGUAUAAUAAAACGCUAAAUAUUCCUUCUGAAAAAAUCAGAAUAUAUGAUAUGAAAAAGUUUCAAUCGCCUACUCAAGUUUCAAACGUACAAGAUAAUGAAAAGCUAAAUAAGCGUCAAUAUCAACCUGAAUCAUAUAAUAAUAAUAAAGGAUACGUAGAAUGCAAACUAAGCAAAAUUGACAAAUGCUUCAGCAACUCCUAUCCGUUAAAAAUAACUAAUGAAAAAUGCAAGCUAGAAAAUAAAUGUUCAAAAGAUUUGAUUACAGAAAAACGUUUGACAUGCAAAAUUGAACCACAAGAUGAAGUGGAGAAUAUUCAAAACGAAAUGGCUGAGGAUGUAACGACACAACAAUGGCUACAGAAUCCUAACAGCAAAUAUUCUUCAAAUUCUAAAUUUAAUGUUGCAAAGCAGUUUCAACCUGUUCCUGAUCCAUUUGGCGCACCCCCUAGUAGUAAAAUAUUUGAAGAUGGUUUCCCCCAUUCAACCAAGUCAAUGGAAAAUGCUUUUGAACCAUAUAAACAGCAGCUUGAAUUUACUUACGAUUCCACAAGUUUGAUUCACUGUGCAAAUCAAUAUACACAGGUAUCAGACUGUCUUACUUCAUCUACAGAAAAUAAUUUGGGCGAGGAAUUGAAAACAUCGGAAGUUUUGUCCGGAGCAUUCGAGGUGUUAUAUGACGAUUAUAAGUCCGUUAAAAAUUUGAUCACAAGACGUUGUUCAAAUUCGUUUCAAUGUUUUAUAAAAUAA